Linnemannia hyalina is the source of this 1386-nucleotide messenger RNA. The record is from the annotation of a GenBank genome assembly. Lineage: Eukaryota; Fungi; Mortierellomycota; Mortierellomycetes; Mortierellales; Mortierellaceae.
AUGUCCUCAGCAGUAGCAACCUCGAGUUUGUCCACCGCGGCCAUCGUCCAAGUCCUGAAGCAGCUCUUGACACGAUCCAAUAUCGCCAAGGUCCUCGGCACCUACCUGGUCUACCUCACGCUCAAGUACCGCAAUACCGCAUAUGGUGUCCGUACUCGCACAGAUCUUCCUGGUCCCAUGGGCCUCCCCUUCCUCGGAAACACCUACCAGAUGGUCUUGCCCCGCAACGAGCUUCUCCAGCGACAAACCGCCAACCAUGAGAAGUAUGGUCCCAUCUACACGAUGACCAUUCCCGGUGUUGGGCGUAUUGUCAAUAUCUUGGAUCCCGAUAUGAUCGACCAUGUGCUUCGUGUAAACUUUUGGGCGUAUGAGAAGGGUCCUUUCUUGCGCACCCAACUCGGACCACUUGUCGGUGGAGGAAUCUUUGGCGCGGAUGGACAUCAAUGGAAGUGGCAGCGCAAAUUGGCCUCACACAUCUUCAACGUCAAGAGCUUCAGGUCCUACACAAGCACCGUCUUUUGCAAGGAAGCCGACUUGGUCAUUGACUACCUCAACACUAAGGCCGAUCGCGGAGAGGUCGUGGAUCUGCAGGAUGUCUUCUACAAGUACACCCUGGAUUCGUUUGGAGAGAUUGCAUUCGGACAGUCAUUCGGAUGCCUCGACAAACCUGGAGAGGAAGUCCCCUUCGCAGCAGCAUUCGACCGCCUCAAUCAAACCCUUUCCGAACGAUUCCUCUCACCCAUGUUCAGCAUCAUCUCCUGGUACAAGGGCCACGUCAACACCAUCAACCGCGACAGCAAGAUCGUCAGCGAUUUCACAUACGAGAUCAUCCGACAGCGCCGCGAGGAAGGUCACAGUAAGGAUCACAAGGACCUCAUGCAGUUGUUCAUGGAGGCUCAGGACGAGAACGGCGAGGCGCUCACGGACGAGAUGCUCAAGGACACGAUGAACAACUUUAUUCUGGCUGGUCGUGACACUACAGCCCAAGCACUCUCCUGGAUGUUCUAUCUGAUCCACCGCGACUCCGCCGACAAGACUGUGUUGCAGAGUCUCAGAGACGAGACGGAGCAAGUUCUUCAAGGCACCCUCCCAACAUACGAGUCGACCAAGCAGCAAAAGUUUGCUGAGGCUUGCUUCUAUGAGGCCCUGAGAUUGUACCCCUCGGUGCCCAAGAACAUAAAGACCUGUGUUGAGGACGAUAUCUUGCCAGGUGGUAUCCCUAUUUACAAGGGUGAGAGAAUCGGAUGGAGUUCGUAUGCUAUGGGCCGCAGCACGGCUGUCUGGGGACCUGAUGCCAAGGAGUACAAGCCUGAGCGCUGGCUUUCUGGCGAGAAGCCUUCUCAGUCCAAGUUUGUUUCCUUCCACCUUGGACCACGCACAUGGUAA